AUGGUCUUAUGGGAUAGUUCUUUGGGAGAUAUACUCAUUGGGUGGAGCUCCCUACCCAACCUUCACCAAUACCCAGCUGGUAAACCAGUUGAGAAAUGGCUAUCGAAUGGAGAAACCAGACCAUUGCCCUGAUGAUAUGUAUGAAGUUAUGAUGAACUGCUGGAAUGAUGACACUCAAGAGCGACCCUCGUUCAGUGCCUUGAUCCCACGUCUUGAGACGCUGAUGACUCGUGAUAAAACAUACAUUGAAUUCAUGGAAAUCGACGAAAAGAAAGAGUGUUACCAGGUACCGUCGUUUAAAAGUGCUCCUGAGGACACUGACGAGGAAGAUACUACGCUGUUCUAAGAGCUGUGUCAAGAUGGGGAAAGAAGAAGCAGUAGA
Molecule: messenger RNA, 382 nt
Organism: Exaiptasia diaphana
Lineage: Eukaryota; Metazoa; Cnidaria; Anthozoa; Actiniaria; Aiptasiidae
Product: fibroblast growth factor receptor 2
Biological process (GO): multicellular organism development; positive regulation of kinase activity; cell surface receptor protein tyrosine kinase signaling pathway
Cellular component (GO): signaling receptor complex
Molecular function (GO): transmembrane receptor protein tyrosine kinase activity; ATP binding
Source: RefSeq, a predicted model, not a curated record